Messenger RNA from Panonychus citri (citrus red mite), 2733 nucleotides. RefSeq names its product nucleolar transcription factor 1-like. The coding region runs from base 196 to 2289 and encodes 697 amino acids. The transcript has 2 exons. The record is from RefSeq and is a predicted model, not a curated record. Lineage: Eukaryota; Metazoa; Arthropoda; Arachnida; Trombidiformes; Tetranychidae.
UUACAAAGAGAGAGAAAGAGAAAGAGAAAAAGUUAAUUUUUCUAAUUAAGUAAAUUGUCGGUUUUUUAUUCUUUGUUUUAUUUAUUUGUUCAAAGUGAUCAAUAUCUUGGUUUUUAAUCUUGAUUGUGUUCGUGUGAAAGUUUGAUUUGGUUCUUUUUUUAUUCUUUCGUUGGAUCAAAAGAAAACAAAAGUAACAUGAUUCCUCAGAGUGAUUCUGGUGAUUUACCCAUUGAAGAGGGUGAAGAGGUUGAAGCUGAGGAAGUUGUUGCCAAACUGAUUUGGCCCUCACAAGAUGUUCAACAAUUGUUGGAAAAUAUUCAGGCCAAUAUGCCUAAAAAUGAUACUGCUAAAUAUUCAACGACGGCUAAGAAACUUAAUUGGGAAGAUAUUAAGUUUGGUGAAUAUACUGCCGAUGAUUGUAAAACUCAAUGGGAUUUGGUUUCAACCAGGAUCAGAAGAUAUCGGACUUUGGGUGAAGUUGUUGGCGAUGCAAGAGAUUGGGCCAAGAAUCCUUAUAAUAAUGCUUCACUUAAUAAGAAAACUCGUCACCCUGGAUUACCUAAGAAACCAUUAUCUCCCUUUUUACGAUAUUUUAUGGAGAAAAGGGCUCGUUUCGCAAAGAAAAAUCCAGAUUCAACAUCUGUCGUUGAAAUGGCUAAAGCUCUGGCUGCUUCUUACCGAGAAUUAUCUGAGAAAAAGAAGGCUAAAUACAAGCAAGCCUUUGAUCAAGAAAACGAUGAAUAUAAGCAUAAAAUGGAAGAGUUUAAAAGACUACACCCUGAGAUCGAUUUAAGUAAUCAUUUUCCGAAGCAAAGUUAUCCUGGACCCGUUCGGCCCAAGACACCAUUCCAAAUAUUUUUACAGAAAAAAACAAAAGAUCGAAUUGAUUCAAAGGAGCCUGAGGAUGUUGAUUUUUCUAAAAAAGAUAAUUUAGAACAGCUGAGAAAAGUUUGGCAUGAUCUGACUGAUAAGAAACGUUUGAAAUGGAUUAAAAAAUCUAUUGCCGAUGAAAAAAGGUACCUCGAAGAAUUGGAGAGCUACAAAAAAAAUCACCCUGACUUCGAGCCACCAGUUAUCAAGGUUCUAAAUAAGGCGGAAAAGGACUUAAAACAACGUUAUGAUGGAAAACCCGAGAAACCUCCUUGUUCAGGUUAUGCUCUUUACUCUAAGAUUAUGUUGAAAAACAAGACGGACGUUGCUGCGAGGGAUAAAAUGGCCGCCAUUGCACUGGAAUGGAAAGAGUUACCGGUUGAAGAAAAGAAUCGGUAUAAUCAAGAGGUUACAAAGAAACAAAAAGAAUACGUUGAAAAGAUGGAAGCUUAUCUUGCAUCUUUACCGGACGAUGAGAGAGAACAAUUUAUUGCAGAAGAAAAAUACAAAUCUCCAAGUGAAAAAUUAAAGAGUAAAAGUAGUUCAUCAAAUCAUAAUCUUACUGUUGAAGAUUUAGCAAAAGAUGCGAACAAUUCAACAGCCGCUCAGUGUUAUUUCCAAGCAGAAAGAGUUGUUGCCUUACAGGCAAGAAGUCAUAAUAAAAGUCAAACAGAGCUGAUUGGUCAAAUUAACAAGGAAUGGGCUGAAAUGUCAUUGGACAAGAAAGAGAAAUAUUAUCGCAUGGUCGAAAAUCUAACUAAUGCUGCUUCUGCUUCUUCUUCUUCAGCAAUUAAAAAAGCUCCAGUUAAGAAAGGUAAAUCAGAUGAUCGUUUGGAAGGUCUCAGUAGUGUCGAAAUUGAUAUGGUUAGAAUCUUAGAGAAACGACAACCCAAAAUCCCACCUAAAAAUCCAUAUUCGAUAUUUUUGACUGAAAAGUUGGCCCAAUUGAGCAAUUUCGAACCUAAGAAACGCAUGGCUGAAGUCUCACGUCUCUGGAAAUCUGUGUUGACUGAAAAAGAGAAACUAACUUACGAAUCAAAGGUUAAAGAAGCGCAAGAACAUUAUGAAAAAGAGUUGCAAACCUUUAUCAAGGGACUGAAUGCUAAAGAACUUGCUCUUUAUGAAAAGUAUAUCAAGAAACCUGAAGCAAGUGCAAGUAGUCAGCGGAAGAGAAGUAGACCCAAUAAAGUCGCUGCCGUUCAAGAAGAAAAGGUUGAUUCUGACGAAGAAGAGGACAAAGAGGAAGAAGAAGAGGAGGAAGAAGAGGAGGAGGAGGAAGAAGAAGAAGAAGAAGAAGAGGAAGAAGAAGAAGAGGAGGAAGAUGAAGACGAAGAAGAAGACGAGAAUGAGUCUGAAGACUCUGAGGACAGUUCUGAUAAUGAGAACAGAGAACCAGCAACAAAAAAAUCUCGAAUCUAAAAAGGAAAGAUGAAAAACUCUGAUAUCGACGAAAUGAUUAGUGAAACAAAAGUAAAGCUCAUAAACGAAAAUUGGACCAGCUGAGUUUUGUUUACUUCUUUACUCUCUCGACAUGUUAAUCUUAUAUUCAUCAUCUUUAUUUUUACAAAGAACAACAACAAACAAACAUCGCCACUAUCCUUCUACUCACCAUUCUUCAAUUUAAAAUUACACAAUCAAUCACAAAACACGUCGCGGAGAACUCACAUAAUCAAUAAUUAAUCAAUUCAUUAAUUUUCUCAAAUUUAUUCCCACCUUUCUUAUCCUUCUUUAACUAAUAUCUCUUAAUUGGAGUCUGAUUGAAUAUCAAUAUAUUUAGCAUGUCAAAAGAAGACAAAGUUAUUUGAAUGCUGUGUUUUUUGAUCAUUAUUUAAAAUUUAUUAAAUGAAAUUAUUUGAAAUUGAA